Messenger RNA from Dibothriocephalus latus, 306 nucleotides. Lineage: Eukaryota; Metazoa; Platyhelminthes; Cestoda; Diphyllobothriidea; Diphyllobothriidae. The record is from the annotation of a GenBank genome assembly.
GAUGGGCCCUCUGCCGGCGUGACUAUGGUCACCGCCCUUCUCAGCUUGGCAUGUAACACACCCACGCGUCCGGAUCUGGCUAUGACGGGUGAAAUCAGUCUUACGGGAAAAGUGCUCCCAGUCGGCGGUAUCAAGGAGAAGAUAAUAGCUGCUAAGCGUGUUGGUGUGAACACGGUCAUUUUGCCGGAAAUGAACCGCAAAGACUACGACGAUCUUGCAAGCUUUAUAAAGGAGGGCCUGGAGGUGCACUUUGUGAACCACUACUCUGAAGUCUUCCCUAUCGCUUUUCCGUCCCUUGCAAACUAA